Molecule: messenger RNA, 663 nt
Organism: Spizellomyces punctatus DAOM BR117
Lineage: Eukaryota; Fungi; Chytridiomycota; Chytridiomycetes; Spizellomycetales; Spizellomycetaceae
Product: CoA-binding protein
Exons: 3
Coding region: 1-579 (192 amino acids)
Source: RefSeq, a predicted model, not a curated record
AUGACAAAACCGCCGAUUUCACCAUUACCUUUGGCGUUGGUCAUGAACAAUCACCUCCGCAAUCUGCACCGGUUUACAAAGCCUCUUUUCAAACGACUGCCAAUUAUUGCUCCCCGUCUGAAUUCUACAUUUGGAUAUCUGGCCGAUAUCGGAACAAUGGGCGCCGCACAGAAUCAGGUCGAGUUUUUCAAGACUGGGAAAUUCGCUGUUGUUGGUGCUAGCGCUGACCGAUCCAAGUAUGGAAACAAGGUGUUCAGGUGGUAUCUUGACCACAACCUACCAGUCGUCCCUAUCAAUCCAAAAUCACCUACUAUCGAAUCACAUCAGACCCGUGCUUCCCUGUCCGACCUUCCAUGCCCUUCCGAGUACGCCCUGUCUAUUAUAACACCCCCGAAAGUCAGCAGUUCGGUUAUCGCAGAAGCGGCAUCCCUUGGUAUCAAAAAUGUAUGGAUGCAGCCGGGAUCAGAUUCGCCAGAGGUGGUGGCUCUGGCAAGAGAAAAGGGGAUGAAUGUAAUAGCUGGAGGUCCGUGUAUUUUGGUGUCAGGGGAGGAUGCAAUGAAGGCGGCUGCAAAGCUAUAGAGUGUAUCUGGGAAUGCAGAAAAUGUUUCAUUCAUGUAUUAGGCCAUUAAUUCCAAUAUUUGCCCAAAAGUGCCGGUCUCCCCA